Theobroma umbraticum is the source of this 4066-nucleotide messenger RNA. RefSeq names its product Pentatricopeptide repeat (PPR) superfamily protein. Gene Ontology annotation, molecular function: protein binding. NCBI's taxonomy places the organism in Eukaryota, Viridiplantae, Streptophyta, Magnoliopsida, Malvales, Malvaceae. The record is from RefSeq and is a predicted model, not a curated record.
CUUUCUUUUCUUCCCUCGGAAAGCCGCUGCUUUCUUUUUGUUUUUGUUUUUUUUUUUUUUGCAGACGAAAAGCGGAUUCCUUACUGAAAAUUCCCCAUUUUUUUUUCUCUUCGAAGACCUUCAACAAUGCGUUUAACUUCGAAACGAAGGCUCUAUCAUUUCACGAAAACGAGACUCUCUCGUCUCAAAUCAGCCUCCUUUUGUACAUCAGCUGAAAACGACACCGCAGCGGAGGAAAUCGCGGCUAUCCUCGAAAAAAAGGACUGGAAACGCCUUCUGGAAACAACAUCAGAAUUGAAAAACAAGCUAAACCCAGAAACGGUUCACUCGGUUCUUCACCAAAACUCGGUUUUCAAUGGGAUGGUAGAUGCUAAACUGGUUCCUGAUGUUUAUACUUUUACCAAUGUGAUUAAUGCUUAUUGUCGAGUUGGGGAUGUUGAGAAGGCAAAAAGGGUGAUACUUGAGAUGGAGGAGAAGGGAUGUACUCCUGGUUUGGUUACUUAUAACGUUAUGAUUGGUGGAUUGUGUAGAGCUGGUGUUGUUGAUGAAGCAUUGAAGUUAAAGAAGUCCAUGGCUGAAAAGGGUUUUGCUCCCGAUGCUUAUACUUACAAUACGCUUAUUGAUGGGUUUUGUAGGGCAAAGAGAUUCAGUGAAGCAAAAUUGAUGAUGACAGAAAUGCGCCGUGCAGGUUUAAAUCCUAACCAUUUUGCUUACACAGCUUUGAUUGAUGGGUUCAUGAAACAAGGGAAUAUUGUGGAGGGUUUCCGAGUCAAGGAUGAGAUGGUUGCUCGCGGAAUUAAAUUGAACGUGUUCACAUAUAAUGCGCUCAUUAGUGGUGUUUGUAAGGCGGGCGACUUAGAGAAGGCAAAAGCUCUGUUCAAUGAGAUGGUUUGGAUUGGCGCUGAACCUGAUGCACAAACGUUUAGUAUUUUGAUUGAGGGUUAUUCUCGAGAAAAAAAAAUUGAUAAGGUGUAUGAACUGCUUAAUGAGAUGAAGAAGAGCAACUUGACACCUACAUUGUACACUUAUAGUGGGAUAAUUAGUGGCCUAUGCCAUUGUGGAGAUCUUGAACGAGUUAAUCAUGUGUUGGAGGCAAUGGUUGAGGGAGGGUUGAAGCCCAAUCUUGUUAUCUAUACAAAUCUGAUCAAAGGUCAUAUCCAGAAAAGUAGAUUUGAAGAAGCAAGAAGGAUUCUAGACAGAAUGAUGGACAAAGGGGUACUGCCUGAUGUCAUUUGUUGCAAUACUCUUAUAAGUGGCUUAUGUAAGGCCCAAAAGAUGGAUGAAGCAAGGAGUUGCUUAGUUGAAAUGGUUGACAGGGGAUUGAAGCCUAAUGCACAUACCUAUGGGGCUUUCAUCCAUGGAUAUGCUAAGGCAGGGGAAAUUAAGGCUGUAGAAAGGUGUUUUAAAGAGAUGCAAAAUUAUGGUAUAGCUCCUAAUAAUGUUAUUUAUUCUGAAUUGAUUAACAGCCACUGCAAGGCGGGAAAUGUAACUGAGGCUCUUUCCACAUUAAGGUGCAUGUCUGAACAAGGCGUGGUCCCUGAUGUGAAGACUUACACUGUCCUCAUCCAUGGUCUUGCAACAAAUGGCAGAAUUAAUGAUGCGAUGGAUGUUUUCUCUCAACUUCAUGGCAAGGGUAUAGUGCCUGAUGUUUUCACUUAUACUUCUCUCAUUUCCGGCUUUUGUAAGCUGGGUGAUAUGAAGGCAGCUCUCAAUCUUUAUAAAGAGAUGUGCCAGAAAAGCAUUGCUCCAAACAUUGUUACGUAUAACACGUUGAUUGGUGGUCUGUGUAAGGCAGGUAACAUCGAGAAAGCUAGGAAGGUGUUUAAUGAAAUCUCACAGAAAGCCUUGGCUCCUAAUACCAAGAGUUAUACUAUGAUUAUAGAUGGAUAUUGCAAAUCUGGAAAUUUAACUCAGGCAUUUCAGUUACUGGAUGAAAUGCCCUCAAAGGGUGUUCCACCAGAUAGUUUUGCUUAUUGUGCGCUUAUUGAUGGAUGCUGUAAAGAAGGAAAAUUGGAGAAGGCCCUCUCUUUAUUUUAUGAAAUGGUGAGGAAGGGCUUUGCUUCCACGACUGCUUUCAAUGCAUUGAUUGAUGGAUUGUGCAAGUCAGGGAAACCAAAUGAUGCUAAUAGGCUGUUAGAAGGCAUGGUUGAUAAGUGUAUCACUCCGAAUCAUAUAACCUAUACAAUCCUGAUUGAUCAUCACUGCAAGGCAGGAGAGAUGAAAGAAGCUGAAAAUCUCUUUCUGGAGAUGCAAAGGAGGAAUCUGGUUCCAAAUACUGUAACUUACACCUUGCUUUUACAUGGUUACGACAGAUUAGGGAGGAGAGCUGAGAUGUUUGCUCUUUUUGAGAGGAUGGCAGCAAAUGCGGUUGAACCUGAUGAAAUAAUCUAUGGUCUUAUGACUAAUGCACACUUGAAAGAAAAUAAUUUGAUUGGAAAAUUGAAGCUGUUGGAUGAAAUGCUAGUGAAGGAUGUUGUCUUGAAUCAAAAAUGGUCUUCUCUGCUGCUGGAUGCAGUAAGCAAAAGAGAGGAAUUUUCUGAAGUUUUAAAGUUUCCUGAUGAAAUGGCAGAGCAAGGACUGAAGCUCAGUCCUGUUACAUGUCACAAGCUAGUUCGAAGUUUUCAUGAUAAUGGAAGUCUGGAGAAAGCAGAACAAAUUCUGGAGAGUUUGGUCCAGUUUGGAUGGGUUCCAAACUCCACCAGUGUACAUAGUAUACUCCAUAAAGAUCAUGAUGAUGCAAACUCUGAGAGUCCUGGCAAUUUCUCAAAGCAAGUGACGUUUGGGGUUGCUUGUUAGGUGUAAGCAUAGUUAGUGGAGAAGCAAACUAGACCAACUGUUCUUUUUUCCCUUUCCUGUUAAAAUUCACGGAAUCAACAAUGGAAGCUGGCUCAUGCUGGUGCUACAGUAUAGUAAACUUAGCAGGGCUUAGAAAUUAAGGGGUAUGUGAAACUUCUGGUUUUAACAAUUUGCAGCCAUUUGGGAACAAGUCGUUGUGGAUACUUCACAUCAAAAUGGAAGGUUCAGCACCCCCAGAUAUGUUAAUGAUAGUACUAAUUUAUAUUUUGAAUAAGCUUUGUAGGAGUGAAUACAAGCUUUUGUUACAUUGUUUACCGCUCCAAGGUUAGUAUUAGACUUCAUUCUUCUUUGCUGGAAAUGUUUUUUGAUGGGAGGGGUUACUGUUUUGAACAAAUGAUCCCUGGGAAAUAACAUUAUCUUUAUAAUAUCAUUUAGGGAGGUUGUCUUACCUCUUCUUCUGGCUCAUUUCAUUGCAUUUGUUAAUAUAUUUCCGGGAUUAAACGAAUAAAUGGUUGGAUGCUCUCCCUGAUAUCUUAAUCCUUUUGGGAUGAAAGGAUGACAAACAUGAUGUUAUAUAACUGCGUUAAAAGAAGCAAAUGCUUAAAUUAUCUUGACAUAAGAGAAACAAAAUAGGACAACUUACAACUAUGACCUAUUAAGCUCAAUAAAGAAGAAAAUAGACCAGCUCAAGGGGAAAUAUAAAUUGCAGAGCAUAAACAACAUAAGCUACCAUAACACAGCAACCAAAGAAAUGGCAGUGCGAGGAAUUACUUGUUGUAGGUGACAUCGCAAGCCAAACUUAUAACCUGUCUACCAAGUUCAGCCCUAACCUUUCCAAGUAAUAGGCUUCUGAUUUUCCAAUUCUUAAUAGAACAGUCAUCUAUUUCAUGCAUUCUCAGUCCUUUGCUGUCUCUUUUAGGUACUAUCUGUGUGUGUUUGUUAAGAGUGCCAAGACCUCAUUAUCAUCAAUGCCUGACGCUGAUGCAAGCUGAAGCGUCGUGUUACCUUCUCCAUCUACAGCAUGCGGGUCUGCUCCCCUGCAAUUGUGGAACUGGGUGAGUCGCCUUCACAGCACUGGGAAAAAUAACUAGCAUAAACAAAGUUAUGAAUAUAUAUUCCAGAAAUGAUGAAAAAGAGGGCAGAAUAACAUUUUUCAUCCUCAACCUUUCAGGAUGGCCUUGUAUUGAUAGUGUAUGCAGCAACAAGCUUUUCCAUGGCCUACACACAAAUGCUUUUUCCACUUCUUUUGAAAUAAAAUCCUUUUCCUUUA